Meloidogyne enterolobii is the source of this 730-nucleotide messenger RNA. The record is from the annotation of a GenBank genome assembly. NCBI's taxonomy places the organism in Eukaryota, Metazoa, Nematoda, Chromadorea, Rhabditida, Meloidogynidae.
AUGGGAGGAUUGAACACUGGUUAUCUCAGUACCAAUAGAGGGAUUAUUAAAGUUCUUCAGAUAAUUUGUGGUUUCAUAACUUGCGGACUUCUCUGUGCAAAUAUUUGGGGAGGACGUUCCUGCUUUUAUGAUGGUUGUAUAAUAAAAAUUAUUUUAAAAACAAAAUAUUUUUCUUUAGGACGUGUUGGAUUUGCCAGUUCUCUUAAUUUUGUCAUAGUUGUCAUUAACGUUGUCCUUUUCUUUUUGAAUCUUUUAAAUGCCACAAUUUAUCGAAUGGAACGUCUUUAUUCGGUUAUUGGGGUUAUUCUGUUUAUUAUAGCUUUUGGAAUAAUGAUUUGGUAUUUAAUUGAAUAUGAAAUUGGCCGUAAUCAACUUAUUGGUGCCACGGUUCGAAAAUAUUUUUAUAAAAAAAUUUGUUUAAAAAUCAAAAAUAAAUGUUGAAAAAAUUAUUUUUUGAAGGGUUUAAAGCAAUUCAAAAAAAUUUUGUGAAUUGAUAAUCAUUUUAGUUCUUUUCAUUCAAACAUGUUAGUAUAACUGUUGAGAUUAUGGGGGAAAAUCUGUGCUUAAGGGACAUUCUAUCGGUGAUGUUAUAACCAAUCCUUAAAUGGUCCGACCAUAGUAGAGCUUCCAAGACCGAAGAUUUUUUUAAAUUUAAGACUAGUAGUCUUGGACAGGGGAAACCCAAACUGAAAAAUAGGAAUUUAGCUGUUAGCCAUAUGAGAAUUUGAAU